AGGCCAAUCCCAGGCUGCAUUCUAAUAUGGCCUAUCUUUAUCAAGGUGCCACUCCAUUUCCAGAUACUCCUUAUUUAUGACCUCUGAGGAGAGAGCCGGCGGCAGGCAUGUGUCUUUAGCAGAACUGUGAAACCUGUGUCAGGAGGGCUCGCCUGAGACGUCAGAUAUGGGAUUAUCACAGAACACACAGUGGCUGAGAAGAGGUGAAGAGUUUAUCUGCGUUUUCUGAUGUGGUAGGAACUUUUGUAAACACCAGGACUUUAAAAUCGCUCUUUGUUAUUUGAAUAUCUGGAGAACGUGGGUUUGAUCCCAGAUCCAAGAGAGGAACUCUGUGUGGGCCUAACUGAGGUCUCUUCCUGCUUGGAUCUUAUUGGAUGUUUUGCCGGAGUCAGAGUUACACUACCUCCCAUGGAUCCAAACAUCCAGGGGUCUUUCCUGUUCAACAACAGCCUGAACCAGUUCCCCUCUGACCUCAAGGCCCCGGUGUGCCAGUACUCUGUGCCCAACUCUUUCUACAAGCUCAACCCGGGCCUGAACAGCCAGCUGCAGGCGGGGACGCCGCACGCCAUCAGCGACAUCCUGAGGAGCUCCAUGAUGGGGAUGGGGACCACGGGCACCACCACCCUGCUGUCCGGAUACUCCACCAUGGGGGGGUUCAACCCCUCCGUCAGCAGCACCUCCAUGUACUAUAACCGAGACUACAACUCCUCCCUGGGUGGCUUCUCCAAGCCCGGCGCAGAGUGCUCCAUGAAGGGUCGCAGUGUGAGCUGCUGGGCAGAGAGCGGCUGUGACUGGAGGGGGGGGAGGCAGCAGUGCACCAACAGUAGUGGUCCUCUGGGGGAUAUGUCAGGCAGGAAGAAACACACCAGACCAACGUUUAGUGGACAUCAGAUUUUUGCUCUGGAGAAAACCUUCGAGCAGACCAAGUACCUUGCCGGGCCGGAGAGAGCCAGACUGGCUUAUUCUCUGGGCAUGACCGAAUCACAAGUCAAGGUGUGGUUCCAGAACCGACGCACCAAGUGGCGGAAGAAGAGCGCCUCGGAACCGAGCUCCACGCAGGCCAGCCUGGCGGGGCCGGGCGGUGAGGCCUCGGAGAACGAGGUGGAGGACGAGGAGUACAACAAGCCACUGGACCCGGACUCUGAUGACGAUAAGAUCCGCCUGCUGCUGCGCAAGCACCGCAGAGCUUUCUCCGUGCUGCGCCUCGGGCCGCACCACGUCUGACCAACUUCCGGCUGAUCACACGCUGCACAGCACACAUGCAUGCUGUAAUGAGAGCUAUCAGUUUUAAAUAGUACCUUUAAAAGCAUGUCCAGAACAGGUCAUUUGUGGUCCAACAAAAAAGUAUCACUGGGUUCACAACUGUAUAAAUGAAUCUAAAAACGUUUACUUUUAUAAGUUACUGUAUCUCUGGCCUGUUUAAUGUUACACUGGUGUCUGGGGGAAUAAUGUUAUUACACACUCCAUUUUUGUAAAAAUAGAAGAAAAUGUUACUGUAAAAACUGCAUGAAUCUAUUAGCAUUGGGAAUAAAUAAAAGGUGAGAGAAGCCUGAAGUUAUUUACGUGUUUUCUUUUUAAACAGUUGAUACUCCAAACACUACAAAAGCAAAUAGUGCCAUUGCAGGAAAAAAAAAAGUCAUGUUAGGACAACUAUGUCUGGGGAAUUUGUUUUUAAAUGGGCACGAAGUAAAAGAAAAGGGACUUCAUAAGACCUGUUAAAAUGAACAUGGCUGUAUGAUGAACCACUCUGCUAACAGCUUAUCAUCUCUUAUAAUAUUCCCCAGUAUUAUUUGUAAUUCUGCUCAAUGAUUAAAUGUAAUGUUGACUUGUAGUUGGUCAAAAUACUGCAGGUUUAUAGCUUUGUGUUUAACUGUUGUUGACUUUUUUUCAAACUCAUUCACAAUAAAUGAUUUGAAAUCA
This is a messenger RNA of Eleginops maclovinus (Patagonian blennie), 1920 nucleotides long. RefSeq names its product NK6 homeobox 3 (gene nkx6-3). Gene Ontology annotation, cellular component: nucleus. Gene Ontology annotation, molecular function: DNA-binding transcription factor activity, RNA polymerase II-specific; RNA polymerase II cis-regulatory region sequence-specific DNA binding. Gene Ontology annotation, biological process: regulation of transcription by RNA polymerase II; cell differentiation. The record is from RefSeq and is a predicted model, not a curated record. Bases 409 to 1224 code for a protein of 271 amino acids. The transcript has 3 exons. NCBI's taxonomy places the organism in Eukaryota, Metazoa, Chordata, Actinopteri, Perciformes, Eleginopidae.